UUAGCAGUUUAUAUUUACUAAAAUAACUGCAUUUCCAUGUUCUGUGUACUGUGGGAGACCAGAUAUAGUGAAUGCAGGGUCCGGGGAGUCCAGAUAUAGUGAAUGCAGGGUUUGGGGAGUCCGGAUAUAGUGAAUGCAGGGUCCGGGGAGUCCGGAUAUAGUGAAUGCAGGGGUCCGGGGAGAGCGGAUAUAGUGAAUGCAGGGUCUGGGGAGAGCAGAUAUAGUGAAUGCAGGGUCUGGGAAGAUCGGAUAUAGUGAAUGCAGGGUCUGGGGAGAGCGGAUAGAGUGAAUGCAGGGUCCGGGAGACUGGAUAUAGUGAAUGCAGAGUCCGG
Molecule: messenger RNA, 332 nt
Organism: Staurois parvus
Lineage: Eukaryota; Metazoa; Chordata; Amphibia; Anura; Ranidae
Source: the annotation of a GenBank genome assembly